AUGUUUCUCUCUAUUUCUCACAAGGAGUGGGAUAACUUCUAUAACUCCUCAAAUGAAUACACUCCAUACAGAAAUGAAAGCAAAAUGCUCGACAAUAGUUCACCAAAUAGCUAUUAUGUCUCUCUUUGUCUCUUUAUUUACCUUAAUCAGACAGGUGCAAUUCGUAUCACAGAUGAAACAGACAAAAAACUCAAAUUCCUCAUUGAUACAAGCUCAUUUUACAAAUGUAUGCACGAGAGCGACAAAGGUGGCUCUUUAUACAUAAGUUGUACAAAAGGUGAGUGUAUUCAAGACCGAAUCUGUAGUUUUGGCUCUAACACGGUUACAAUAGGCGCAUAUUGCUAUAUUUCAGUUUCAGAAGAAUAUCCAUUUAAGAAUUAUCUCCUUGAUUCAACAAUUACUUCAAGUGGUGAAGAAAAUCCAAAAGAAAACAGUAAUAUUGAUUUGGUGAAUGAUGAAACAUAUAUGAAAUCAAUCAAUAUUUCACAUUCAAAACUUAAUUACCAUAGUUUUUACUAUGUACAUUAUAAUUCUAACUCAAACGGAACACUUUCAACGUUUUCAAACAACACAUCUACAGAGUUCAAACAAGUAAUUCAUUAUGGAUCAUCUGAUUCAAUUGAAUUUACAAUUCUUUUCUGUAAUUACUUCGAAAAUAAAUGCGAAAACUUUAUUGAUAGUCAGUUUAAUCUCUAUCUCAAUAAUUGCAAUUUUUAUAAAAAUAAUGUCAAAUAUAAUUAUUUCUCUACAGACGGUCAAAUGCAAGUUCAAGGAUGUUAUUUUGACAUAUCAGAUCCUGUCAUAGCUGGACUUGUCACAAUAACAGAGAAUGCAAGUUCAAUAUAUCCAGAAAAUCAUCAUUUGAAUUCAGGUUUAUGUUAUGCAGAGCUAAAACUUGGAUUUUCAGAAGAAAAAAAGACAAAAACAGAAGAAAAAGCAGAAAUUAUAGUAAACAAUAAACGAAAUAAUAAAUUUAAUUUCUUAGUUUGUAUUUUUUUGUCUUAUUCGUAA
Trichomonas vaginalis G3 is the source of this 1011-nucleotide messenger RNA. RefSeq lists its product as uncharacterized. The record is from RefSeq and is a predicted model, not a curated record. The transcript has a single exon. The coding region runs from base 1 to 1011 and encodes 336 amino acids. NCBI's taxonomy places the organism in Eukaryota, Parabasalia, Trichomonadida, Trichomonadidae.